Penicillium cosmopolitanum is the source of this 1164-nucleotide messenger RNA. Its product is annotated as M20 family metallopeptidase. The record is from RefSeq and is a predicted model, not a curated record. Gene Ontology annotation, molecular function: dipeptidase activity. Lineage: Eukaryota; Fungi; Ascomycota; Eurotiomycetes; Eurotiales; Aspergillaceae. The transcript is spliced from 6 exons. Bases 1 to 1164 code for a protein of 387 amino acids.
AUGACAGCUACCGAGGAAAUCAAGGCAGGCAUUGAUGUCUUUGUCGAGAAGUCAUCCAGGAGACUUGAGGAGAUUUGGGAAAACCCUGAGCUGGCUUACGAAGAACAUAUCGCACACGAUACAAUGUGUGCAGUUCUUGAGGAGAACGGAUUCGAAGUAACUCGCCAUGCCCAUGGACUUGACACGUCUUUCGAAGCCAGCUUUGGAUCUGGUGGUCGCUUGAUGAUCUUCUGUGCGGAGUAUGAUGCUUUGCCUGACAUUGGUCAUGCAUGUGGACAUAAUCUUAUCGGUGUCGCAAGCUUGACGGCCUUUCUGGCUCUGGCCUCUGUUCUCAAGGUGACCGGCCAACCUGGAAGAAUUCGGAUUCUGGGUACACCUGCUGAGGAGCAUGGUGGUGGCAAGCUCGAUUUGCUCAAAGCGGGAGCUUUUGAAGGAGCGGAUGCAGCCUUAAUGUCUCAUCCAAUGCCGAGCCAUUACUAUCAUGACACACAUGGUGUUGUUGGAGCAGCUGGUGCUCGUCUUGUUGCAAAACAGUCAAAGCUCGCUGAGUACAGAGGGAGAACUGCUCACUCGGCCGCUAAUCCAUGGGAUGGCAUCAAUGCACUAGACGCUGUUGUGGCCGGAUACAACAAUGUUUCUCUACUACGACAGCAGAUGAAUCCCACACAACGGCUUCAUUGCGCUAUUAUCGAUGCCCCCAAAAGAACCAACAUCAUAGCAGGUCAAACUUCUAUUGCCUGGCAGUGUCGUUCCCCCAAAAUGAAUGACUUGCAAUCCUUAACGGAACGGCUCUGCGCAUGCUUGCAUGCUGGAGCUCUAGCAACUGGAUGUGAAUUGAAUCUGAAAGACGAAACGGCCUACUCGGACCUUCUUAUCAAUGACACAUUGUGUGGACUGUAUCAAAGCCACAUGACCGGUUAUUCCCAGAAUAUCCUGAAAGUAGACCCUGAAUACAUCCAGGCUUCGUCGGACUUUGGCGAUUCAAGGAAAAAGGGGGUAGUCACUCACCACUGGUCUUUCACCGAAGCUGCAGGAAGUGAUGUGGCUUUUCAAAUUUGUCUUACGGUCGGAAAGUGCCUUGCUCUAUGUGCGUGGGAACUAUUGUCUGACGAUAGCAAGUAUGAGGCUGCUGUGACAGACUGGAAAAUUGCCAGGUCCGAGUAA